Pelmatolapia mariae (spotted tilapia) is the source of this 3219-nucleotide messenger RNA. RefSeq names its product SWI/SNF related, matrix associated, actin dependent regulator of chromatin, subfamily a-like 1 (gene smarcal1). Lineage: Eukaryota; Metazoa; Chordata; Actinopteri; Cichliformes; Cichlidae. Gene Ontology annotation, molecular function: ATP-dependent chromatin remodeler activity; ATP binding. Bases 357 to 3074 code for a protein of 905 amino acids. The transcript has 17 exons. The record is from RefSeq and is a predicted model, not a curated record. Gene Ontology annotation, biological process: replication fork processing; DNA repair.
CUGAACCAAGAAGUUGUAAACUAGCGCUAAAAGUUUCUGCUGACGAUCUUCUUGCAGACUUCGCUGUUUUUAGAUUGCAUUUUGGGGUCAUCUGCUUUAGACCGCUUAAAGCUCAAGUAUGUGUAAUGCUACUGUGGUUGUUUCGAUAAUAUUAUGUUGCUAAGUUUGACUGUUAGCAGCCAGAUUAGGGUCGCUAGCUGCUACCAUUAGCAACAGAAGCAGCAGUGCAGAUAACGUCAAACAAAACGAAGUUAGUAGCUCUAAAAGGCAUCAUGGAUCUACACAGAUCACCUUUUUGCAGACGUAGGGUGUCUUAGAUUGUAGCCGAUCUCUGCUAGAUAGCUCUAGCUGUCAACAUGUCUAAUCAGCUGACUGCAGAGCAACAGCGAAUGAUUGAGGAGAACAGGCGGAAGGCUUUAGAAAGACGAGCCCAAAGACUUGGACAGGCUAACAGCACCAAUGUUAAGCCCUCAGUAGGCUCCAAAAGUACUUCAGUGCAAACACAGCUCCCCAAACAGAGUCCGGAUCCUGUUGCCUCAGUUCAGCACAGAGAAACCUCAGUUUCGGCACCAAAAUUCUUCCCCCCUCCCUUAAAAAGGGAACCACAGAGCCAAAGUCAGCAGCAGCUGCCUGGCACUAGCAGCCACUUCAACCAAAGCACUGUGUGUAAUUCUGCAUCUUCAAACCAGACAGAAGUUACUAACUCAAUUCCUCCAAAAAGUCAACAUUUAAGGAGCUCCGUCUUGUCUCCUGAAGGAAGUGUCCCCGUGGGGCCAGUUCAGGGCAAACAUCAACUCUCAUCCAGCAGCUCCGGAGGUGCAGUUGGCUCAUUUUACAAGCAGCCCAGUAAACCUGCUCAGAGUCAAGUGGCACAGCUUUCCUCUAACCCCACCUCUACAAAUGUCGUACCUGCAAAAAAGCCUGCCAUCUCUGUAAGGGGAAGAUGUGUACCUCACACAGAAGACCGUUUCAGGGUAGAAGUGAGCUACCAUGCAGGGCUUAUUGCUGUUUUCAAGUCCAUCCCCUCAAAAAACUAUGAUCCUGCGACCAAGAUGUGGAACUUUAGUCUGGAGGACUACCGACAAAUAAUGGAGGAAGCAGCUGCCAUUCCUUCGGUGUCUUUGAGACCUUUGGAGGGAAUGGAAGCGGUGGACGUGGCGGAGGCCACCAGCCGAGCUCGGGACGGCACGGCCCUGGCAGCGCUGCUCAAGUUAUGUAAUGGCUGGCAGAAGCCCGGAGCCACUUUGCAGGGCCAGUGCAUUCUGGUGUCCCAGACAAAGUUUGAGGUGGACAUUGGCUACCAUGUUGAUGUCAUUGCAGCGUUCAAGCAAAUGCCAACAAAGAACUACGACAUGAAAACAAGAAAGUGGAAUUUUUCACUCGAGGACUAUAAGAGACUCAUGGAUCUCCUCAGUGGGAUAGCAGCAGUGGAGGUGGAGCCUCUUCCCAGGGCAAUAAUCCAGGCUUUCUCUGCCAGGUUUGAUGGGACUGAAGCCAGGAUUUUAAACGUCCCUGAGGCAGACCUCUCUAGCAUCGACCCCUCUCUCACCCAAAGCCUUAUGCCCUUCCAGAGGGAGGGAGUCAACUUUGCAGUGUCUAAACAGGGCCGCCUCCUCCUGGCUGAUGACAUGGGCCUGGGAAAGACUAUUCAGGCCAUCUGUAUAGCAGCUUAUUACAAAAAGGAGUGGCCUUUGUUGGUGGUGACUCCGUCCUCUGUACGAUUCACCUGGGCUGAGGCCUUCAGACGCUGGCUUCCCUCCUUGACUCCUGACAGGAUCAAUGUAGUGGUGAAGGCCAGAGACAGUCUGCGGUCUGGUUUGAUCAACAUCAUCAGCUAUGACCUGCUGAGCAGGAUGGACAAGCAGCAGCCAGGAAAUCCCUUCAAUGUUCUCAUCAUGGAUGAGUCUCACUUUCUGAAAAACAUGAAGACUGCUCGUUGUAAAGCAGCAUUGCCUCUGCUGAAGGUAGCGAAGAGAGUGAUUCUCCUGUCGGGGACCCCCGCCAUGUCCAGACCGGCUGAGCUGUACACUCAGAUUUUGGCCGUCAGACCGACACUCUUUCCACGCUUCCAUGAGUUUGGGAUCCGCUAUUGUGAUGCCAGACAGAUGGCUUGGGGCUGGGACUACACAGGCUCUUCUAAUCUUGGAGAGCUGAAGCUGUUGUUGGAGGAGUGUCUGAUGCUGCGCCGUCUCAAGUCCGAGGUCCUUUCCCAGCUUCCCGCUAAACAGCGCAAGGUGGUCACGGUGACCAUCGAUGGGAUCAACACCCGCACGAAAGCUGCUCUGUCAGCUGCAGCCAAGCAGUUGGCCAAAGGACAUCGCAAUAAAAUGGAAGAGAAGGAAGCCCUCCUCGUCUUUUAUAACCACACAGCCGAAGCCAAGCUACAAGCCAUUAUGGAGUACAUCACAGACAUGCUGGAGUGUGGGAGGGAGAAGUUUCUGGUGUUUGCCCAUCAUAAAUUAGUCCUGGAUCAUAUCACAACCGAGCUGGGGAAAAAAAAUGUCGGUUUUAUCCGUAUUGAUGGGAGCACUCCGUCAGCGGAGCGACAGCAACUGUGCGAAAGGUUUCAGUACUCAGCCAAGACCUGUGUGGCGGUACUGUCCAUCACUGCAGCUAAUAUGGGCCUAACCCUGCACUCUGCAGACCUGGUGAUCUUCGCUGAGCUUUUCUGGAACCCCGGGGUUCUCAUUCAGGCAGAGGAUAGAGUUCAUCGUAUUGGACAAACCAGCAGUGUGAACAUUCACUACCUGGUUGCCAAGGGAACUGCUGAUGAUCACCUAUGGCCCAUGAUCCAGGAAAAAAUGAAUGUCCUGGAGCAAGUGGGUCUUUCCGAGGCAAACCUCUCAGAAACUGCAGAAAACACCAGCUUCCACUCCAAGGUAAACUGUAUACUUGAUCCUACCCAGAGGAGCAUCAUGGAGAUGUUCCAGAGAUCUUUCUCUGCGGAUGACGACAUGGAUGAGGCCAUCUUAUUGGAGGCUGCAAAUGACUGGGAGGACACUCCACCCGAAACCACGUCUGCUCAGCACCACGGCACCAGUACGGACAAGCAGUGGAGCUACAAAGACCGAUGAUUGACCAAUUUUAUUGCCAUAAUUUUUUGGGUUUGCCCAUGGAGCAAAGCCUAGUCCUACAUCUCAGCUACAUCAUGCCUUCACUGAGUUGAAAGUUAUUUUAAUGGGUGAAAACUACAAUAAAUCUUUUUGUUUUGCUAAUACA